UGUAUUCAUAUAAUUAAAUUGUCUUUUUUUCUUGAUGGGGAUGUCAUAACUAAUAUUGUACCUUAAAUAAGGUACAUCAUUUCCUUCGUGUUGGACCAUUAUAUUCUCAAUGAACAAGAUUAUAUAUACUAUAGUACAUAAAAUAAAUGUUGUCUGUUUAAAAAGCUGCCCGAAAGUACACAAGAAAUUCAAAUUAUUCAUUAUUGUAUUUUGACUAUAGAAAGUAUUUGUUGACCAUGUAAAUCACAAUUUACUUAAUAGGCAUCCAUCGCAUUCAAUUUUCCCCCAACAUCACUUAUGUAUUUGUCGAUGGGGGUCGGUUCGGCAAAUAUUGCAGGUCAAAUACUCGAUAUUUUUGCAAUUACGAAAUAGUGAAAAUACUAUUAUUUUCAACUUUUUUAUUACUUUUGUUUAGUAUGUUACAAUUUUUUACGAUUAUAACGAGUUAAAAGUAAAAAAAAAAUAUUGAAUUUGUAGAAUUAUAAAUAAAUAUUAAAAUAGCUAAAUAUUAAUUAAUGACAUGCAUUAUAUUUGCAGGUAGAUUAUCAGGAAAUGUUGUCAUGUCUGGUAAUAUUCAUCUUAAUGGCAAGAAAAAGUGGCUUCAUUACGGCGUCGUUGCGUAUGUAACUCAAGAAGAUAUCUUCUUGGGUACCCUAACGGUACGAGAAACCAUCAACUACUCGGCCUUCUUAAGGCUCCCAAGCAGCACAUCAAAACACGAGAUAAACGAAACAGUAGAAAGCACAAUUACCGAAAUGGGCCUCGAAGAAUGUGCUGACCACCUGAUCGGGAACUGGCAUUUGAGGGGGAUAAGCGGCGGUGAAAAGAAGAGGCUGAGCAUUGCGCUGGAGAUCAUAACACAGCCUCGUCUUUUAUUCCUCGACGAGCCGACUAGCGGUCUUGAUAGUGCCUCGGCCUUUUUUGUGGUCCAAGCACUUAAGAACGUUUCACGGAGUGGAAGAACGAUUAUUUCGUCUAUUCAUCAGCCUAGCAGUGAAGUCUUUUCCCUCUUCGACGAUCUUUUGCUUCUGUCGAAUGGCGAAACGAUUUACUUUGGAGAAGUGGAAUCUGCACUAGAGUUUUUUGCUGAGGCGGGAUUCCCUUGUCCACGUAAGCGGAAUCCUUCCGAUCAUUUUCUACGAUGUGUGAAUUCGGAUUUUGAUGAUGUGAAUAACACUUUGAUGGGUUCACAGAGAAUGAGAGAUAUAAAUGAUGCUUCUGAUCGAAAGAUAAUCAAUUUGACAACAGCAGAAAUACGAGCGAGGCUUCUUAUGAAAUAUCGUAACUCAAAACUUGCAGCGAGAGUUAAAGCUAGAAUCAAAGAAUUCUCAACUACUGUGAGCAUUUUUACAUACUUUCUUGCACUGUCUACUUCGAGUAUUUACGAUUCACAUCUGUCUUACUACCCACACACACACGCAGACACGGCAAAUAAGGGGUGCAAAUUUUCAAAAAAACUCGAUCUGAUAGAGAGAGAGAAAAUAUUGCAGGACGUACCUGUUUCGAGAAAACCAGAGGAAGCCAGGCGACAUGGUUUAAGCAACUUUCCACACUCACAAAGCGAUCGUUCACAAACAUGUCCCGAGAUUUCGGGUAUUACUGGCUAA
Messenger RNA from Erythranthe guttata (spotted monkey flower), 1607 nucleotides. The record is from RefSeq and is a predicted model, not a curated record. Lineage: Eukaryota; Viridiplantae; Streptophyta; Magnoliopsida; Lamiales; Phrymaceae.